Messenger RNA from Ceratotherium simum simum (southern white rhinoceros), 5529 nucleotides. NCBI's taxonomy places the organism in Eukaryota, Metazoa, Chordata, Mammalia, Perissodactyla, Rhinocerotidae. The record is from RefSeq and is a predicted model, not a curated record.
AUGGCCAUGAGGCUGGUGAAUGGCACAGGGAGGUGCUCAGGCCGCGUGGAGGUUCUUGUCCUGGGCACGUGGGGGACCGUGUGUGAUGACCUCUGGGACCUGGCCGAGGCCACCAUUGUGUGCCACCAGCUGCAGUGUGGCCAGGCCGUGGCAGCCCCCACAGGGGCCCACUUUGGGGCAGGCUCAGGGAAGAUAGUGCUGGACGAUGUGCAGUGUGUGGGCAGCGAGAGCCACCUAGGGCAGUGUGUGCACGGGGGCGAGGCCGGGCACAACUGUGGGCACCUGGAGGAUGCCGGCGUCAUCUGCACAGGAUCCUGGAUGGCUGUGAGGCUGGUGAAUGGCACGGGGAGGUGCUCAGGCCGCGUGGAGGUUCUCGUCCAGGGCACCUGGGGGACUGUGUGUGACGAUCUCUGGGACAUGGCUGAGGCCACUGUGGUGUGCCAUCAGCUGCAGUGUGGCCAGGCUGUGGCUGCCCCGACAGGGGCCCACUUUGGGGCAGGCUCGGGGAAGAUCGUGCUGGACGACGUGCAGUGUGCGGGUAGCGAGAGCCACCUGGGGCAGUGCGUGCACAGGGGUGAGGCCAGGCACAACUGCGGGCACCUGGAGGAUGCUGGUGUCGUCUGUGCAGCCUGGAUGGCCGUGAGGCUGGUGAACAGCACAGGGAGGUGCUCAGGCCGCGUGGAGGUUCUCGUCCAGGGCACGUGGGGGACCGUGUGUGAUGACCUCUGGGACCCGGCCGAGGCCACUGUCGUGUGCCACCAGCUGCAGUGUGGCCAGGCUGUGGUGGCCCCCACAGGGGCCCACUUUAGGGCAGGCUCUGGGAAGAUCGUGCUUGAUGAUGUGCAGUGUGUGGGCAGCGAGAGCCACCUGGGGCAGUGUGUGCAGAGGGGCGAGGCCGGGCACAACUGUGGGCACCUACAGGACACUGGUGUCAUCUGUGCAAAAAAAUCUCAGUGUGGCAGCAUUAUCACUAACUCAUCUGGAGCGAUUAGGAAUCCCCCAAAGAAUGAAAUGCAUGACAACGUAACCUGUGUGUGGGAAAUCAAGGCCAACGCCUUCAACCAUAUACUGCUGGCAUUUCCAUAUCUUGACCUUGACUGCACCAAUGAAUAUUUUGAAAUCCUGGACGGCCCUCCAUCCUCAGCAAAGUCCCUGGGGAAGACCUGCGCUGGUUCCUACCUCACCUACGUGUCCUCCUCCAGCUCAAUGACCCUCGUGUACUUCCGAAGCUUCAACAACAGAGGAAAAAACUUCAUUGCUUAUUAUUAUUCUGCAACCAAAGGGUGUCUUAUAUCCACAGCAAUCCCGACAUCAACACCCAAGGUGGUCACAGCAAGACCAGACGCAGAAGACCUGCCUCCUCCCACACCUCCAGGAGGAAGUAGCUCUUGUGGAGGAGUCAUUUCUAGUCUCUCCGACUCAUUUUCCAGUCCGCUGUAUCCGAAAAAUUACCCAACAGACAUCCAGUGUGUUUGGGAAAUCCAUGUGGAUAAAAAAUUCCGCAUAGAACUCAUGAUCCCAAGUUUGAAAUUAGAAGAUGUCCUUGGAUGUCCCUACGACUCAGUUGAAAUCUUCGAUGGACCCAGGAUUGCCUCACUCUCUAUGGGGAAGUUCUGUGCCUCAGUAGCUGUGAUGUUUUUCUCCUCCUCGGAAAUCAUGACAGUGGUGUUCCGAAGUGACUCUAUGAUUACCAACACUGGCUUUUAUGCUCUGUUCAAUGUGAUUCCCCAGGGUGAAAGACAGUCAGAAGAUGGACCAGAGCUGCGGCUUGUGGGCGGUUCCAGACGGUGCUCAGGACGCCUGGAGGUCCUCCACCAGGGGGCCUGGGGCACAGUGUGUGAUGAUCUGUGGGACCUGAAAGAAGCCGAGGUCGUGUGCCGACAGCUGGGGUGUGGAUGGGCCAUUGCUGCUCCUGGAAAGGCCCACUUUGGCCCAGGCUCUGGAGACAUCCUACUGGACAACAUUCAGUGUUCGGGAAGUGAGAACCACCUUGGCCAGUGCCCUAGCUCCGGCUGGUCAGACCACAAUUGUGGCCACCAUGAGGAUGCUGGUGUCAUCUGCUCAGAUGCUGGAUACUGGGCUCCAGAUGUGACUCCUGCACCCCCAGCUGCCAUUCCUCAAGCUGCUAUGCCACAAGAAGGAAGUAACUCCUGUGGGGGAGUAAUUUCAAGCCUCUUGGGCUCCUUCUCCAGUCCUUGGUAUCCAACAAACUACCCCACCGACGUGGAGUGUGUCUGGGUGAUCCACGUGGCUGAGAAGUUCCACAUAGAACUGACCAUCCUAAGCCUGAAAUUAGAGGACAUCUAUGGGUGCCCCUAUGACUUUAUUGAAGUGUUCGAUGGACGGCAAGUUGCCUCACUCUCCAUGGGCAAAUUUUGUGCUGGGUCAGAUCUCACAUUCCUCUCCUCUUCAAACAUCAUAACCGCAGUGUUCCGAAGUGACGCCAUGAUCACCAACACAGGGUUUUAUGCUCUGUACAAUGCCGUUCAGCAAGAUGAGAGGGACAGUGGUGUGUCCCUGAGACUGGUGAACGGCAGUCACAGAUGUGAGGGCCGGGUGGAGGUCUUCUACAACGGCACCUGGGGCACAGUAUGCGAUGACAGCUGGGACCUGAUGGAUGCCAGGGUGGUGUGCCAGCAGCUUGGCUGUGGUGAGGCCUUGUCAGCCCCAGCUCAGAGCUACUUUGAUGGAGGCACUGGCCACAUCAUGCUGGAUGACGUGCAGUGCACAGGGAACGAAGCCAAGGUGUGGCAAUGCACGCACAACGGAUGGUUCUCCCACAACUGUGGGCACCACAAGGACGCCAGUGUCCUCUGCUCAGGCUCGCCUGAGGACAGCCCCCCUACAGAUGAAAAUUUCCACUGUGGUGGUUUGCUCACAAAUAGUUCCGGCUCCUUCUCCAGUCCUUGGUACCCUAAAAAAUACCCCACAAAUGUGGUAUGUGCCUGGGACAUACAAGUGGAUAUCAGGGCUCAUGUCAAACUUACAUUUGAAGUGGUGAAGAUGGAAAACUUCUAUGGCUGUCCGUACGACUUCAUUGAAAUCUUUGAUGGCCCACAAAACGAAUCUUUUUCUCUGGGAAGAUUCUGUUCUGGUAGAACCCCAAUAUUUACCUCCUCCUCAAAUCGCUUAACAGUGGUCUUCCACAGCGAUGCUAUCGUCACCAGUGUUGGCUUUUAUGCAUCCUAUGAGUCUCUCGUGCAAGACGGGAACGGUACUGAUGUGGCGCUCAGGCUGACCAACGGCAGCCACUGGUGCGAGGGCCGCGUGGAACUACAGUACAAUGGCAGCUGGGGGACCAUAUGUGAUGACAGCUGGGACCUGCGUGAUGCCCAGGUGGUGUGCAGGCAGCUGGCCUGCGGCAGGGCGGUGUUAGCCCCCAGGCAGGCGCAUUUUGGCCGAGGCCUGGGCCCCAUUGCUCUGGAUGACAUGGAAUGUGUGGGGACUGAAGCCAGACUGUGGCAAUGCCUGCACAGUGGCUGGUUCUCCCACAACUGUGGUCACCACGAAGAUGCCAGCGUCAUCUGCUCAGCCUCCUGGCCUUACUCAACACCAUCAGCAUCUGUGACUCACCCAACUUCAGCCUUAAUGGAGGUCAUUGUUUGGAAUGUCCACCGAGGUCUGGGCCUGCGGCUGGUGAAUGGGUCAAGCAGGUGCGCUGGCCGAGUGGAAGUUUACCACGCCGACACCUGGGGCACAGCGUGUGAUGACAACUGGGCCACAGAAGAUGCCCAAGUGGUCUGCCGGCAGUUUGGCUGUGGCCUGGCUGUGGCAGGAGCCCUGCCAACUGUAGCCAACAGAAGGGUAGCCAGCGUUGUUUGCAUGGUCCUGGUGCUACCGCGCUCGAGUUCUCUAAGUGGAAACGCUGUCUCGUCUGAGGAUCGAGGGAACCUUCUCAAGCCCACUUGGCUCUUGGCUCCCGCAGAUCUGCCCGUGGUGAGGCUGGUUGACGGGAAGAGCAGGUGUGAGGGCCGCGUGGAGAUCCUUCACAACGGCACCUGGGGGACCGUGUGCGACGACCUCUGGGGCCUGCCCGCUGCCCAGGUGGUGUGCCGGCAGCUGGGCUGCGGGAUGGCCCUGGUGGCCCCGGGGAGCAGCCUGUUUGGUGACAGCUCCGGCCCCAUCUUCCUGGACGAUGUGCAGUGCACGGGCAGUGAGACCAACCUGGGGAGAUGCCACCACCGGGGCUUCUUCAUCCACAACUGUGGCCACCAUGAGGACGCCGGGGUCAUUUGCUCAGAUACAACUCUCACUUCAGGCGAAGAGCCUUCUUCACCAGGUAUGCUCUCUGCUCCUUGCAGUAGUCCUGGAGUGUUAAUUCCCAGCGCUGAGAAAUUCCCAGCCCAGCAAGAGUUUGACACCCAGAACCCGCCCCUGCGCCUGGAGGGCGGGCGCAGCCGCUGCGAGGGCCGGGUCGAGGUCUGGCACCAGGGCGUGUGGGGCACAGUGUGCGACGACCACUGGAACAUCAAGAACGCCCGCGUCGUGUGCCGCCUGCUGGGCUGCGGCCGCGCGCUGGGCGCCCCGGGGCGCUGCCGCUUCGGCCCUGGCCGAGGGCCCAUCCUGCUGGACGACGUGCGCUGCGCGGGCACCGAGGACGCGCUGGAGCGCUGCGCCCACUCGGGCUGGGCGCGGCACAACUGCCGGCACCAGGAGGACGCGGGCGUGGUCUGCGCAGCCCAGCUCUCCUGCUUACCUCACCUCUUCCAAGUCAUCAUUGACCGAGGCUAUCUCCGAAGGCUGGGCUACUCUUCCUGGGACAUCCACUUAAAUGAUAAGCUGUGUCGCCCCCAAGUCACAGGGCGCUAUCUGAUCUUCAACAUUCCCUAUGGCCACUGUGGCACCAUCAGACAGGAAAGCCUUGGCUCCCUCAGCUACUCCAACUCCAUCAGAGGCCGAAUACGGGGCCACCACGACCGAGUCAUUGUGCGGCACAAGGUGCCCCAGCUGAAGUUCACCUGCAGGGUGGACGGCCCGUCAGCAGUUGAAAUCAUUCCUGGGGCUGACGUCCCAAGGGAGGGUGCCGGCUACGAUGUGUCCAUAUCUUUCCUCGAGUUGCCUGUGUCCCAGCAUGUGGAGAGCAUGGGGCCAUACUAUGCCAGCCAGAGGAAAGAGGUCUUCCUCCAGGCCACACUCCACAGCCCGGAUCCCAGCCUGAGGCUCUUUGUGGAUACCUGUGUGGCUUCUCCAGAUCCUCAUGAUUUUACAACAGUCAAGUAUGAUUUGAUCCGGCAAGGAUGCAUCAAAGACAAUACCUAUGUCAACCUCCACUCCCGCCAGAAGAACAUGGCCCAGUUCAAGUUCAAUGCCUUCAGCUUUCUCAACAGCUACGAUGUGCUCUAUCUGCAGUGUAAGGUCGCCGUGUGCAAAGUGGGGGACCACUCUUCCCGCUGCUCCCAGGGCUGCGCAGGGCAGAGUAAGAGGGAUGCAGGCCCCACGGAGACCAUGGAGGAGCAGACUGAGCAUUUCCAAAUGGUGGGGCCACUGGAAAUCCACAAACGAACUGAUCAGAGCAAGACCCUUGUGUGA